AUGCCAAAAUUUGCACCAUUGAAGAAUGAUUUGAUUUUAAGAGCUGCGAAAGGUCAGAAAGUGGAAAGAGCACCCAUUUGGAUCAUGCGCCAAGCAGGCCGGUAUCUUCCAGAGUACCAUGAAGUUAAAGGAGAUAGAGAUUUUUUCCAGUCUUGUCAAGAUGCAGAGAUUGCUUCAACGCUAACCAUUCAACCUAUUGACCGUUUUGACGGCUUGAUAGAUGCAGCCAUAAUUUUUAGUGAUAUUUUGGUCAUACCCCAGGCCAUGGGAUUUGAAAUCAAUAUGGUUGAAGGAAAAGGACCAGUUUUUGCAGAUCCAUUGAGACAUCCCGACGACUUGGCUAAAAUUGAUUUGAAACCAGAUAUUAGUAAGAAGUUGGAUUGGGCUUAUAAAUCCAUUACAUUGACUAGAGAGAAACUAAAUGGUAGGGUACCGCUCUUGGGGUUUGUUGGAGCUCCUUGGACUUUAUUGGUGUACAUGACAGAGGGGCAAGGCUCGAAAAUGUUUAGAUUUGCAAAACAGUGGAUCUUUGAGUAUCCUGAUGCUGCCCACAAGUUAUUGCAAGCUACGUGUGACGCUUGUGUGGAAUUUUUGGCCCAGCAAGUUGUUGCAGGUGCUCAAAUGCUUCAAGUGUUUGAAUCGUGGGCAGGAGAACUUGGUCCCGAUGACUUUAACACUUUUUCAUUGCCCUAUUUGAAACAAAUUGCGGCCAAAUUACCAAAAAGGUUGAAGGAGUUGGGAGUGACAGACGAGAUACCGUUGACAGUAUUUGGAAAAGGUGCAUGGUAUUCUCUUGACGAUUUAUGUGAGGCUGGUUACGAUUGCGUAUCUCUUGACUGGACGUUUGAUCCCAAAGUUGCAAGAAAGAUAGUUGGAAACAGAAGAGUGACACUACAAGGUAAUUUAGAUCCUGGAGUUAUGUAUGGAUCUGACCAAUUGAUUGAACAGAAGGUGAAAGAAAUGAUUAAUGGUUUUGGAAUUCAAAACUAUAUUAUAAAUUUUGGUCACGGAACUCACCCAUUCAUGAAUCCAGACAAAAUAAAGCUCUUUUUGGAACUGUGUCAUAAGUAUGGAUCAGAGUAG
Molecule: messenger RNA, 1083 nt
Organism: Lodderomyces oxycetoniae
Lineage: Eukaryota; Fungi; Ascomycota; Pichiomycetes; Serinales; Debaryomycetaceae
Product: uroporphyrinogen decarboxylase
Exons: 1
Coding region: 1-1083 (360 amino acids)
Biological process (GO): heme biosynthetic process
Cellular component (GO): cytosol
Molecular function (GO): uroporphyrinogen decarboxylase activity
Source: RefSeq, a predicted model, not a curated record